UAUCUAUACAGAGAGAAAAGCAGCAAGAAUGGUGGGGGAAAAGACGAAUACGGGCUUCUCUUUUUUCAUUUCUUCCGUAUUUCUUCUUCUUCUUCUCCAUGUCGUUAUUGCAGAUAACCCUUACAGGUACUACACAUGGAAGGUCACCUAUGGUGACAUUUAUCCUCUUGGAGUGAAGCAACAGGGAAUUCUAAUAAAUGGUCAGUUCCCAGGGCCUCAGAUCGAUUGCAUAACUAAUGAUAACUUGAUUAUCAGCGUUUAUAAUUACCUUAAUGAGCCAUUUCUCAUCUCUUGGAAUGGUAUUCAACAAAGGAGGAAUUCAUGGCAAGAUGGGGUCUCAGGGACGACAUGUCCUAUCCCGCCGGGAAAGAACUUUACUUACGCCAUGCAAGCAAAAGACCAGAUUGGAAGUUACUUUUACUACCCAUCUAUGGGACUUCACAAGGCUGCCGGCGGUUAUGGAGGAAUCCGUGUUUACAGCCGCCCUCUAAUUCCUGUCCCCUUCUUUCCUCCUGCUCGGGAUUUUACUGUCUUGGCCGGAGACUGGUACAAGAGAAGUCACGCGAAUCUGAAACUGAUCUUGGACGCCGGUCAUAACCUUCCUUCUCCCGAUGGUCUUAUAAUAAAUGGUCGUGGCUGGAAUGGGUACACCUUCAUUGUUGAUCAAGGCAAGACGUACAGAUUCAGAAUAUCCAACGUUGGGAUCGCUACAUCCAUAAACUUCAGAAUACAAGGUCACUCUAUGAAGCUGGUAGAGGUUGAAGGUUCCCAUACGGUUCAAUCCACGUAUUCCUCACUCGACAUUCAUCUGGGUCAGUCCUACUCUGUUUUGGUCACCGCCGAUCAACCUCCCGCUGACUAUUACGUCGUCGUUUCUUCCCGCUUCACUUCCCAAGUCCUCACCACCACCGCAGUUCUUCAUUACAGUAACUCCUUCACCAAAGUCUCCGGCCCUCCUCCAGGAGGACCCACAACCGAAAUCGGUUGGUCCUUAAAUCAAGCUAAAUCUAUAAGAUGGAAUCUAACUGCUAGCGGGCCAAGGCCAAACCCACAAGGAUCUUACCAUUACGGUUUAAUCAAAACAUCGCGGACAGUAAUUCUUGCCAACUCUGCCCCUGUUAUCAACGGGAAACAGAGAUAUGCAGUCAACAGUGUGUCAUACAUUCCGGGCGACACUCCUGUGAAGCUGGCUGACUUUUUCAAGAUUGGAGGAGUUUUCAGGCUGGGAAGCAUUCCGGACAGGCCAACAUGGGGGAACGCUUAUCUUGACACGUCGGUUAUGGAUACUAAUUUCCGAUCUUUCAUUGAAAUUGUUUUUCAGAACUGGGAGAACACUGUCCAAUCUUGGCACAUUGAUGGUUACUCUUUCUUUGUAGUUGGGAUGGAUGGAGGGCAAUGGACUGAAGCAAGUAGAAGGACCUACAAUCUGAAAGAUACAGUAGCUAGAUGCACGGUUCAGGUAUACCCGAAGGCGUGGACUGCAAUAUACAUGUCUUUGGAUAACGUGGGAAUGUGGAACGUUAGGUCGGAGGAGUGGGCGAGACAAUACCUUGGACAACAGUUCUAUCUUAGGGUUUACACGUCCUCAAAUUCGUUUAGAGACGAACUUCCCAUUCCUAGGAAUGCACUUCUAUGUGGUCGUGCCUCGGGUCAUCGCACUCGACCUUUCUAAGUGUUCAAGUUUGAAAUUCCGUGUGUCACGAAUGGGUGACUUUGGAAUUAAGAAAAUUGAGAUUAUUAGGCUGCCUUCAAUUGAUUCUGGUUCUUGUUUCUUAUUGUCACUUUAUUCUAAUGGAGAAGGAAUUUGUUCAAAGAAGUGUUGAACAAUCAAUGACCAUUGAUUGGAGGUGUUGUUUUAGAGCCCUCCAAAUCAAUUUUUCACAACU
Messenger RNA from Impatiens glandulifera, 1886 nucleotides. Its product is annotated as L-ascorbate oxidase homolog. The record is from RefSeq and is a predicted model, not a curated record. Gene Ontology annotation, molecular function: copper ion binding; oxidoreductase activity. Bases 29 to 1672 code for a protein of 547 amino acids. NCBI's taxonomy places the organism in Eukaryota, Viridiplantae, Streptophyta, Magnoliopsida, Ericales, Balsaminaceae. The transcript is spliced from 7 exons.